Fomitopsis serialis is the source of this 867-nucleotide messenger RNA. RefSeq lists its product as uncharacterized. The transcript is spliced from 4 exons. The coding region runs from base 1 to 867 and encodes 288 amino acids. The record is from RefSeq and is a predicted model, not a curated record. Lineage: Eukaryota; Fungi; Basidiomycota; Agaricomycetes; Polyporales; Fomitopsidaceae.
AUGCUUAAGCACAGUGACCGCGAGGAGCAUGACGGGCUGCUCACCUCCAACGGCAGUUCGUUCGAGUUCGAGGACAAUGAGUACAAAGGUUCGUCCAAGGUGGCUGGGGCCUACAGGAGCUCCUCUAAGUUCGCGAGGCCAGUUUGGCAAUACGUCCUCGCCUGCCUCCUCCUCGUCGCGCUCACCGACCUCGCCUUCCUCUCCUACAUCGCGCGCAUCUUCGCGACCGAGUACUUUGACGACGCCGACCUCCCGCUUGCGAACCCAUACAUCGGGCUGAAGGAGCUAUAUGACCUCGGCCGUGUCGAGCCCGACCGCCUCGACCCGCUUCUCAACAAGCCGCGCCUCGCGACGCAGGUGUUCCGCGACGAGCCGGACCGCGCGGGGACGAGGGGUGAGCAUGAGGUGUGGAAUGCUGCGAUGGGGACGCUGUCCCCGUAUGAUAGACAUUUGCUGGUCGACGACACGACGCGCACAGUAGUGCAAUUUCGCGCUAUGGACUUUGGCAUGGAGGAGUGUUCGCUCGUGCUCCGCCUACCCGGCCCCGGGGACCACUACGAGGGCAAGGACCGGCCCACAAUCAGCAGCGACGCGCCCCAGCUGCAGAUCUGCCCACUCGACGUCCCGCGCCUCCUCGAUGUGAAGAUCGUUACCUGGGACUCACGUCCCCAGUGCGCGGCGCCGCCGACGAUGUUCACCGCAACGGUCGGCGCGGAGCUCGAGGUGCUCCCGCGCUUCCGGUGUGCGUGGGGGACGUAUCAGUCGUUCGAGAUCGCAUGCGCGGACGAGAGCGCGUGCCUAGUGGACGUGUGGUCGAGCCACAACCAGACGUGGGGAGUGUACAUGUAUCAGCACCAGACUAUCUAG